This is a messenger RNA of Apis cerana (Asiatic honeybee), 1443 nucleotides long. RefSeq names its product Alg7 dolichyl-phosphate N-acetylglucosaminephosphotransferase (gene Alg7). Gene Ontology annotation, cellular component: membrane. Gene Ontology annotation, biological process: dolichol-linked oligosaccharide biosynthetic process. The record is from RefSeq and is a predicted model, not a curated record. Lineage: Eukaryota; Metazoa; Arthropoda; Insecta; Hymenoptera; Apidae. Gene Ontology annotation, molecular function: UDP-N-acetylglucosamine-dolichyl-phosphate N-acetylglucosaminephosphotransferase activity.
AAAUGUUCAAUGUAAAAUACAAUGAAGAUACUUGGAAAUUUAUUUUUCCAAUUUUGAUUAAUUUUUUUAUGUCAAUUAUCAUGUAUUUUUUAACUAUACGUUUAAUCCCAAAAAUAAAAAAUAUGUUUAUUAAAGCUAACCUAUACGGUAUUGAUAUGAAUAAAAAGAGUGGUGAAAAAGUGCCUGAAGCCUUAGGUGUUGUUACUGGAUGUCUUUUUCUUAUAACACUCUUUUUGUUUAUUCCUAUACCAUUUACAAAAUAUAUUCUUAAUGAUAUAAAUUUUCCUCAUAAUGAGUUUAUGGAGUUUUUGGCAGGUUUACUUUCAAUUUGUUGUAUGUUACUAUUGGGUUUUGCUGAUGAUGUUUUGGAUCUUCGGUGGCGCCAUAAAUUAUUAUUACCAACUAUUGCUUCAUUACCACUUUUGAUGGUGUAUUAUAUUAAUUUUAAUUCUACAUUAAUUAUUGUGCCAAAACCCUUAAGACCAUGGUUUGGUUUCUCAGUAGAUCUCUGGAUAUUUUACUAUUUAUAUAUGGGAAUGUUAGCAGUAUUUUGUACAAAUGCCAUAAAUAUAUUAGCUGGUAUAAAUGGUUUAGAAGUUGGACAAAGCUUAAUAAUUUCAAUUAGUAUUCUUCUAUUUAAUCUAAUAGAAUUAUCAGGAGAUCUCUGGAAAGCACAUCAAUUUUCAUUAUAUUUCAUGCUUCCAUAUAUAGCAACAUCUUUGGGAUUAUUAAAAUUUAAUUGGUACCCAGCACAAGUAUUUGUAGGUGAUACUUUUUGUUAUUUAUCUGGAAUGACAUUUGCUGUUGUUGGUAUUAUUGGACAUUUCAGUAAAACAACUUUACUUUUUUUCAUUCCACAAAUAAUUAAUUUUCUUUAUAGUGUACCACAAUUAUUUCAUUUUAUACCAUGCCCUAGGCAUAGAUUGCCGAAGUAUAAUAAAAAAACUGAUAAAUUAGAAAUUAGUACUGCAGUAUUUAAUAAAAAAGAUAUAAGCAUUAUAGGUAAAUUUAUAGCAUGGAUAUUUAGGAAAUUAAAUAUAAUAAAAUGGCAAGAAGAUGAUAAAGGUAUUGUUACUUGUAAUAAUCUUACAUUAAUUAAUUAUGUACUUAUAAAAACUGGUCCGAUGAAAGAACCUACACUUACAUUGAUUUUAUUGCUAAUUCAGAUUAUUAGCAGUUCAUUGGCUUUUCUCAUAAGAUAUCCUCUUGCUUCUAUCUUCUAUGAAGUUUAAAAACAUACAUAUUUAAAAAGUACAAAAUUACUUUGUUGUUUUAUAAUGAAGUAAUAUAUGUAUAUUAUGUAAAAAAAGUUUUUUACAUAAAAUCUUUUAAAAUGUAGUUUUAUACUUUGUAAUCAUUCUGUACAUUUAUGAACAGUAUAUUAUGUAAAUAUUAUUUUUUAUUAAUAUCAAUAAAUAAAAUAUAUUUUUUUCUAGUUUAUAA